This is a messenger RNA of Diaporthe batatas, 1185 nucleotides long. RefSeq lists its product as uncharacterized. The record is from RefSeq and is a predicted model, not a curated record. The transcript has 2 exons. Bases 79 to 1185 code for a protein of 368 amino acids. Gene Ontology annotation, molecular function: 4-hydroxyproline epimerase activity. NCBI's taxonomy places the organism in Eukaryota, Fungi, Ascomycota, Sordariomycetes, Diaporthales, Diaporthaceae.
GUAGUUACUAUAUUAUUUGUCGCCGUUAAGUUCUACUACCUCAUAGGAAACCACUAUUGCCUCAAUCAUACAGUGAUCAUGACCUUCGGACGGACUUUCAACGUCGUUGGCGCCCACGUCGGCGGCGAGGUGUGCGACGUUAUCACAGGCGGGGUCCUCGACGCCCCAGGCACAUGCACCACCAUGUUUGAGAAGAUGAUGCACUUCUGGAAGAAGGAGGACCACCUGCGCAACUUGCUGUUGAACGAGCCCCGGGGCAACUCUGCAAUGUGCACCAACCUGAUCCUCGCACCGUGCAACCCCGAGGCUGAUGCCGGCUUCAUCAUCAUGGAGCACGAGGAGUAUCCUCCCAUGUCGGGGGCAAACACCAUGGCUGUCGCCACGGUUCUCCUCGAGACGGGCAUGGUACCAAUGAAGGAGCCGACCACCACGCUGAAGCUGGACGCUCCGGCGGGCCUGGUGACGGUGACGGCCGAGUGCGCCGCGGGCAAGGCAAGGUUUAUCGAGUUCCGCAACGUCCCGGCCUUUGUGUACGCCUUGGACCUAGAGAUCAACGUCCCAGGGUUCGACCACAAGGUGAAGGUCGACAUUGCGUAUGGCGGAAUGUGGUAUUGCCUGGUUGACGCCGCGUCGGUCGGACUGGCGAUCGAGAGCGCCAACGGCAGGGACCUCGUGGAUGUGGGCGAGCGCAUCAAGCGCGCUGUACAGGCCCAGACCGACCCCAUCCACCCAGAGAACCCUGAGAUCCGUGGGGUCACCAUCCUUGAGUUCACCGCACCCGUCUCGCGUACCGACGGCGGCGGCGAUAGGGUGGCUACCAACACGGUUGUUGUGUCGCCGGGCCGCCUAGAUCGUAGCCCCUGCGGCACGGGCACAUGCGCCCGCCUCGCCGUACUGCACAAGCGAGGCGAACUGGCCGUGGGCGAGUCGUUCCGCCAUAGGAGCGUCACCGGUGCCGAGUUCGUAGGCACGGUCUACGCAGCGGCUAAGGCUGGGAAAUACGACGCCAUCAUCCCCGCGGUCAAAGGUACUGCCUUCAUAUCGGCUUUUAAGCAAGUUGUCCUCCACCCCGAGGACCCCUUCCCAGAGGGACUGAGAGUUGGAGACAAGUGGCAUGUCUCCUCUUACAAGGAAGCCUCAGCUGGCCAAUUCUUGCUCAAAAUCUUGUCAUUGAGCUAUGGUUGA